CAAAACCAAUUAUCAGCUUCCAAAGCUUCUGUGAGCAGUACGAGUGCGCAUCCACAGCGCAAAAGCUGAUAACUCCCUUCGUCAACUGCAGACAACAAUGGCGUCGAUGACGAUGACGUCGUCACCACUAAAUUCGGGAGUUCCCAUUGGGAUCUCCCGAGAUUUUAUCCUCGCUCUUGACAACCCCAGAAACAUCAAGUGUUGUUAUGGACAGAGUAAAAAUCAUAGGCAAUCGACUUCUUUGUCUGUCAGAGGUCUGAGAUACUUGUCGAAACCCAUAUGUGCAAGUGGUUCUGGUUUAGAGGCAGUGAUUACAGACCCAAAGGACAAUGCAGUAACUUUGAAAAAUGCCAAGAUUGUUGUAGAGUCCCAAAAAGAAAAUCAGAUGCAACUGAGAGUGGAUUUGACUGCCAAUGAGACACAAAGAGUAUUUGAUCAGGUUCUGACUAAUCUUGCUCGAACAGCACCGCCAAUUCCAGGUUUUCGUAGGCAAAAAGGAGGAAAAACAUCAAAGGUUCCUAGGGAUUUUCUCUUACAGAUGCUUGGUGAAGACCGCGUCACCAAAUUUGUGAUUCAAGAAAUAGUUACUUCAACAAUGGCUGAUUAUGUGAAAAGGGAAAACCUGUCUGUGAAAGAGAACAAGAUCAGCACAACCCAGACAGCAGAAGAGCUCAAAUCAGCGUUUGCUCCUGGAAAAGAUUUCGGAUUCAACACUAUAGUGGAACUUGAAAGUCCAGAAAUUGAGACAUCAAGUUCCACCUCGGAUGACUUGUAGGAUUCUUAUUCUUCAUUAAGUGAAAAGGGAGAUACACGGCAUCAAUAACGAGUCUGUACAUGGAAGUGUUUUUCAGGCAUUGUUGCUGAAAAUUCAUUGUGUCUUGGCCAGGUUUCUAUCUGUGGUCAAUGAACUCUUGGACUUCAUAUAUGAUACGUACUGUAUAUUUCUCAAUUAAAAUAUCUGGAACCCUUCGCAUAUCUUUGUCAAUUUUCAUCUCCCUCACAUGUCAUUGAACCAUCUGGUCAGCAUUAAUUGGCAUGUUUGUACUAAGCAGUGCUUGUAUGUAGAGCUCUAUGCUUUCUUUCUAAAA
Molecule: messenger RNA, 1088 nt
Organism: Rhodamnia argentea
Lineage: Eukaryota; Viridiplantae; Streptophyta; Magnoliopsida; Myrtales; Myrtaceae
Exons: 9
Coding region: 98-775 (225 amino acids)
Biological process (GO): protein unfolding; protein transport; 'de novo' cotranslational protein folding
Molecular function (GO): peptidyl-prolyl cis-trans isomerase activity; ribosome binding; protein folding chaperone
Source: RefSeq, a predicted model, not a curated record